CCUGUCCGUCGUGCUGCUGGUUCUGGAUCCCGUCCGGUCGAGCCCAGUCCUUUGCCCUCGUGAGCCUGUCUGCUUAAACUCGCACUGCCCGGUUUCUGUUCCCCUCACUCGAUCCCCCGGCUUGCCACGUUCAUCAAAAUAUCUCUAAACCAUCACAUCUCAUUUCUCAUCGUCUUCAUUGUUCACUCGGAUGCGCUCAACCACUUUUAUCGUCAAUCCCCGACAGUUACGUCCCUGACGUCAUCUACAGUCCCACCUGGUUCCCACCUGCCGUUCGACUGAUACGCCCUAAGAGAGGAGGGAGAAGAGAAAAAAAAAAAGGGCCGUUCCUGCAACAUCGCCGACGUUACCGUGGGUCCAUGAUGGUUGGCGAUCCUCCCUAGUCAAGACUUCAAUUUUGGCGAUUCCCCUAGUCACUCGCGAUCAUGAAAGACUCGCUGUACGACCGUCUCUGGCGCCGAGAAUGCGGGGACCUGUCGCCCUAUGCCUCGCUCCGCGGCAUUUACGGCUCCAAAGAAUGGAUCGAUGAUCUGGAUAUUGUGAAUGAGUUGGGGGGUCACACGGGAUGUGUGAAUGCUCUCAGUUGGUCCAAGUCCGGACGUCUCUUGGCUUCUGGCUCGGAUGACCAGCAUUUAAAUAUCUAUUCGUACCAGCCCGACUCUUCGGAUGCUCAGUUCGCGUUGAACACGACCGUCGCCACCGGUCACAAGGCCAAUAUCUUCUCCGUCAAGUUUAUGCCACAUUCGAACGACCGGACUUUGAUAACUUGUGCGGGCGAUUCGCAAGUGCGUGUCUUUGACAUUGAAUACUCGAGCGCCAACGGAGACAUUGCUUCCACUUCGGCAUUUGCAGCCUCGGCUCGGAGUCGGCGCUUCAAUAAUUUUUUUGAAGGCACGCGGUACCUAAGUGCCGGCAAUACCAAUGCCAGGGUUUACCGGAGCCAUGCCGAUCGCGUAAAGCGCAUUGUCACUGAAUCAUCGCCACAUCUGUUCCUCACAUGCUCUGAAGAUGGAGAAGUCCGACAGUGGGAUCUUCGUCAGCCUUCGGAGGCUUAUCCGUCGCCCCGAGGUGGCCAGGGCUUCAUGGCAUAUCGACCUGGACUAGACCAUGACGACUCCAACGUCCCGCCGCCGCUCAUCUCCUACAAGAAGUUCCGCCUCGAUCUCAACACGAUAUCUUGCUCUCCCAGUCAACCGCACUAUAUCGCCCUGGGUGGCGCUCACAUGUACUGCUUCCUGCAUGACCGACGUAUGCUUGGUCGCGACCUCAUGGCUGAAACAGGUAGCCCGGGCUUUUCUACAGCAAGUGCUGCCAGUCUUGAUGACGAGCUGAUGGGUAAAGCAACUCGUUGCGUUCGGCGGUUUGCUCCCCGGGGUAAACGUCGUCUGAAGCACCUCGAUGACGGUCACAUUACCGCCUGCAAAAUCAGUGAUGCAAACCCGGAUGAGAUGGUCGUCAGUUGGUCUGGAGAUCACAUUUACAGCUUCGAUCUCAUCCGGAGCCCUGAUGCGCGAGACGUUUCACCCGAAUCGCCUUCUGCGUCCAAGAAGACAAAUCGUCGUAAAACCGACUCCUCGGGCCGAAAGCGUAAGCGCCCCAAGCCUGCUUCAAUGUCGUCCCAGGGAAGUGGUGACCGGCACCAACCUCAACAGCGCUCUGGAGAGCCAGAUGCAUUCAGAAUCACCUAUGAGAAUGGUGAGUCUGAGGACGUUCUCUUCCCGACGAUACCCGAUGAGGACGAGCUUGCUAUGGUUCAACGCGCGAGAUACUCUGUGCUAAAUGAGGCUCAACGACUCAGCAUGCGGAUUGCAAAGGGUCUCGUCAAGCUUCGCCAGGCGCUGUUCUCGCUGGAGACAACCACACGGGAAGGCAGUGAGGCUGAGCAGUCAAGUCUCACGCCUUACUCGGGAGCCUUUGCCUCUGCAUUCUCACUAGCCUCGGAGUGGCUGCCCCAGAUGGAUGAGGUCAUGCGUCAAUGGCGCUAUCCGCUGAAUCCGUCGAGCGAUACAGUUACUUUCCAGCAAUCCCUGCGUCGCAACCGUCAAGCAUCUUGGCGGUUUGUCCAGGCUGUUGGUACAAUUGCUCGUGCUUUGCAUGGUGAUGCCUCGGAAGAAGGUACAUCCAACGCAGUCUCGGACUUUGUACAAAUCGUUCCCGCGCCCAAUGAGGAUGAGUCUAUUGACACGGAAGCUCAGUUUGGCUACGACUUUCUCAAGGCUAUUUUGCUCUGGAUUCAGGGUGGUAGGCAAGGACUACUCAAUGGAUUCAAACGUGGGCAACAUCCAAGACGCGUGGAAGGACGGUUUCCCAUCCCUGAUGAGGCCACUGAGGGUGCGAUCGAUACUAUACUUCUUCCUUACCUCCAGGGACUUGCCCGAGAAAAACCCAUCGUCAACGUGGAUGCCUCUCGCUUCGAGCAUGAUUCCACUCGCAUCUUAUUCCAGACUCAAGUUGCAGCCGUGACUGCGUUCGGGAAUGCCGUACGGUUGCCACUGGAGGAUCUGGGAACUACGGCUGCCCGGAUUGAUCGGCGUCGCGUCUCCAAUCCCUCCUCGCAAGUUCGAUCUCUAGAUCGGGAAUCUGCUACUAGAUUCUGGGUGUUGCGGGUGGGGCGAGGCAUUCUAAUGGAGGCCGGGAAAGGUGUCAACUACUCAUUCGUGAAUCGGGCCUUUGGCGGAAUUCACACGACUACCGAUGACUCGACUAGCGAGGAUGACUUGGAGAGGAUUCAAGAUGAUAUUGAUCCCGACGUGGAAGAAGAAAGAGUGAAGUCGAUUAACCUCGUGAGGACCUCUCGCUCUGGUCCAGAUUCCGAGGCCUCCGAAGCAGAAGUGCGUCGGAAUGGCCAUGAUGUCGGUGAGGUAGAAGAUUCGGAAAGUGAGGACGAGGACGAGGAUGAGGAUGCGGAAAGCGACGAAGACGUAGACGACGAAGCAGACGGCUGGAAUAUUGGCUUGGGAGACUCCUCGGAGGACGAAGAUAAUGUAGAGUCGCCUGGUGAGGACGGCGAAGAGCCGCUGUUCAUACGGGGCACCACUCGCAAAUCCCGCCGUGGAGAAGUCGAGUCCGAUGCGCCAGUCUCUGCUCAUACGCGGGUCUACCGUGGGCACUGCAAUAUCAAGACCGUCAAGGAUGUUAACUUUUUCGGGCUGAACGAUGAGUACGUAGUCAGCGGGAGUGACUCGGGGCAUCUGUUCAUUUGGGAUCGCAAGACGGCGAAUCUGGUGAACAUUCUAGAGGGAGAUAGCGAGGUUGUCAACGUUGUCCAAGGUCACCCAUAUGAACCCACCAUCGCCGCCUCUGGCAUCGACAACACUAUCAAGAUCUUCUCCCCAGAUCGACACGCUCAAGAUCUUGCCCACCGAGGUAUCAAUAUACUGGAUCCAGACAAUCCUGCCAACCUUGUCGGAUCCGACGUGCGCAAUCUCGGUGGACUUGAGAGCCGGAAGCGUCUGCAGGACAGUUAUCGCAUCAUUAGUCAGAACGAUGUCGAUCGUCGCGGUGGCAUGAGUGAGGCCUACAUUACAAGAAGUAUGCUGGCACGUCUUGCUGCCACCCUCCGUGGUGGACAGGCUGGCACUGGUGGUCUGGCUGCCGGUCUGGCUCCGGGCGAGGGUGCCACGGUGGUUCUCGAUGAUAAUUGCAGUGUGAUGUGAUGAUACCUCGCGACGGUGACUUUGGGAGAAUAGUCCCCACAAAGUUCCUAUCCCUUUUUUUUUCAUUUCUUUAUUGUUAUUACUACUUACCCUGAUAUCCAGAAUGUUUUGUUUGCAUCAAGGGAACCGGGGAUUUUUAAUUCUUUGUAUGUAAUUUGAAUCAGCAUUGAGAAUGCAUGAGGCAUGAAGUUUAAUAUGGUGGGGGCAAUUUGGACAUCAUCCUAGAGACUGAUGAUAGAAUGGAUAAAACCAAAAAAUAGGAUGGAUAUUCUAGGUCAAUUUCCC
Messenger RNA from Penicillium brasilianum, 3941 nucleotides. The record is from the annotation of a GenBank genome assembly. Lineage: Eukaryota; Fungi; Ascomycota; Eurotiomycetes; Eurotiales; Aspergillaceae.